AUGACAACAUCGCACUAUGUGUUAUGUAAUUUCUUGAAUACAGCUCGAUUAUAUCCUCAGAAAGUAGCAAUCAUACUUGACGAUCAAGUAUGGACUUAUAGCGAGUUGAUUAUGCAAGUAGAACGUGUUGUAUAUCACUUACAUCACUUAGGCGUAGUUCAAGGUCAAAUAAUAUAUCAAUUUGUUGAAAGAAGUUUUGAGAUGGUAUGUGGCUUUUUGGCCAUCAUGUAUAUGGGUGGAGUGUAUUGCCCACUAAAUCCAACACUGCCGCCUGGUCGUCUCAAUACAAUUCUCGGACAAAUGCAAGGUCAAUAUGUUUUAGUGCAUGAGAAAACACUUGAUCAAUUUCCAAUAGCAACUGUUCAGCAUGUUAUUGUAUUGAAUAAUAUUCUUUCUCCAUCACUGGAUAUUGAAGUCAUGAGUGAUCUUCCAAUUUCUAGGGAGUACGGUGCUGCAUUUAUCAUUUUUACUUCAGGUACUACUGGACCACCAAAAGCAGUUGUUCAUACACAUAGAAGUUUUUCAGCUAGUAUUUCUGCUCUUAUUGGAUGGGACGCCGGUAUGUAUACUGCUCGAGAUCACAUUCUUCAAGUAGCCGCAAGUUCAUGGAUUUCACAUAUUUGGGAGAUCUCAUUGUCAUUAGCCGUUGGUGGUACUCUUGUGCUUCUGCGACAAGGUGGUCAUUUGGAUGUGGCCUAUCUUUCUCGAACUAUAAUGCAUCAACAGAUAACGACAAUAAUGGCAGUUCCCGGAAUAAUUCGAGCUCUUACUAAUUAUAUUGUAAAUAACCAGCAAUCGAAAAUAUUCGAUACUGUGCGUCAUCUGAGUAUAGGAAGUGAUGUAAUGAAGCCACAAGAAUGGACUGAAUUUGUUAAUUUAUUAAGCUCUUCCAAUGUCCAACUUUAUGCUUCGUAUGGUACAUCUGAAAGUAAUGUUGUUCUUGGAUGUCAAUUGCUAAAUAUCAAAGAUACAGUUAUUCCUAUGGGAUAUCCAUUCCCAACUAUUCGAUGUUUGCUAAUCGAUGAUGAUGAUGGCAAGAUUAUUAAUACUACAGAUAAUUCAAGUAAAAUUGGACAAAUUCAUAUAGGAGGACCAACUUUAUUCAACAGUUAUUUAAAUGACCCUGAACAAACCAACAAGAAGUUUACGAUCAUAAAUAAUCAAGUUUAUAUAAAAACAGGUGAUUUAGCUCGAUAUAAUACACGAGGAGAGCUUGUUUAUGUUGGACGUGCUGAUUUUCAAAUUAAACUACGUGGUCAACGAGUUGAAACAACUGAAAUUGAAAACACAAUUAUAAAUUCGUAUCCUGGCAAGAUUUCCGACUCUGUUGUUACUAAAUUGGCACAAAAUGAUGAUCUACUUGUUGCUUAUGUGGUCUCAAAAGAAUCCGAGCUCGACACUGAACAAAUUCGAAAUUAUUGCAAUAAACAUCUAUAUCAAUAUAUGGUACCAUCCUUCUUUGUCUUCUUGAAACAGUUACCUUUGAAUGCGAACGGAAAACUCGAUCGACGUCGUCUUCCAGUACCUGAUAUCUCGGUUCUAUCGACUAAUGCUAUUGAUCGUCAAUAUUUAGAACCGAAAAAUGAAAUGGAAAUGCUAGUUCAUUCCGUAUGGUGUAAGAUCCUUGGCUCUAAUCGAAUCUCAACGGGAACAAACUUUUUUAGUAUUGGCGGUCAUUCUCUUCUAUUUAUUCAAAUCUAUCAGCAUUAUAGAACGUUAUUUAAUUUUGAUAGUGAAACAAUAAAUAUUCGAUCAUUCCUUGACCAUAAUACCAUAGCCGAACAUGCAAAACUACUAGAAAAUAUUGAGAACAAUAAUAUACAAACAAAACAAUGGCACGCAUUACAUAUUAAUCAAUGUAUCGCAUCGUAUGCUCAAGAACGUAUGUUUCUUAAUGAGAAAAUGCGUUAUUCCGGAGAAAUUGCCAUUUACAACGAACUGAUCGUUCUACAAGUUACAAAAGGUUUAUUAUCAAUGAAUCGUUUAUUGCAAGCUCUUCGCUAUGUCCUAAGUAAACAUAAGAUUUUAAGAACUUCUCUAGUUUUCAAUGAAGAGGAUAGUAUUUUAAAACAAUCUAUCACUAAUAAAAAUCUGACAUUUACAUUGGCUGCCGAUCAAACAUUCAAAACUGAAGCCGAUCUUCAUAACAUUAUAUCACAAAUAAGUACUAAUCCUAAUUUGUUCGAUUUAUCAAGUGGUCGUGUUUUUUAUUGUCAAAUUCUCAGACAACAGAGGACACCUGAUGAAGAUCAUGAUGAAGAAAUUAUUACAAAUUCUGAUGUUCUCGUUCUCGGUUUUCAUCAUAUUUCAAUUGAUCAAUCUGGUAUCGCAAUUUUUCUAAAUGAUCUCUGUAAUAAUUACAAUAGUAACAGGACGUGGUUAGAUGAUGAAGAAUCAUUCCAAUAUAUUGAUUAUAGUAUUCAUGAGCGUCUAAUCGAUAUGACGCUAUCGUGUGAGUUUUGGCGUUCUCAACUGAAUGGAUACAAUCAAGAAUGUCGAUUGUCACUACCAGUUGAUCGACAUUGCUUAUAUAGUGAUCAACGAUCUGGAUAUGCUUCUAUUGCCCAUAUCUCAUUUGAUAAUGAGAUUCUGACAUCAUUUUUCGAUUAUGCAUCUUCACAUCAAGUCACACCAUUUCAAUUGUGUCUGGCUACAUUCUAUACAUUUCUUUUCAAAUUAGCAUAUCGACAAAAUGAUUUAUGUAUUUCUUGUCUUAAUGCAAAUCAAUACAGACCUGAAUUACAGAAUAUGAUUGGAACAUUUUUUUCAACAUCGCCUUAUCGACUUCAAGUUGAUUCUGAUUGGUCAUUUGAUGAACUUGUUGAACAUGUGCGAGAAAAAUGUUUAUCAAUUCUUGAACAUUCUUAUUAUCCACUUCAACACAUUCUUACUGACUCUCAACUAAAGCGGUCAAACAUUCCAUUUCUUGAAAUAGGGCUCAACUUCAUCACUCUCUCCGAAAAGACCCAAUGGUCUAUUGAUACAACAAUGCUGCAGCAGUUACCAAUACAAGAAUCUUAUGGUGCUGCUAAAUUUGACUUUGUGUUGACUUGUUCUUACAAUCCAACAUCCGAUGAAAGUAAACUGUCAUUCCGUCUAACCUGCUCGCGUGAUUUAUUUGAUGAACCAACAGCUGUAGUCGUAAUUCAAAGGUUUAAACAUCUUAGCAACCAACUGUUUUCAUCGAAAUCAAUUUGCAAUGGAAUUAAUCCAAGUCUUACAUCUAUAUCGAAACUUAGCUUGAUUCUACAGGUAGAAGCUCGAGAAAUUGAAGAUGCUGUCUUUUGUCGACAGCAGAAUAUUGUCAAUGAAGCGCCAGCAUCAUAUGCACAAGCUCGCAUUUUGUCUGAUGAACGAAUUCGAUUUGAUCCACAUAAACCAAAACUUGCAAUCUACAAUAUGCCUUUUUUCUACCGUCUUAAUAAAGGACAUACUUUAUCAAUACAACAACUUCGACAGGCUCUUCAGCUGAUUAUUAGAAAACAUCAAUCAUUUCGUACAUUACUUAACUUUCAUGCAGAAAAGGACUCAUUUAUGCAACGAAUUGUUGACAUCCAUCUUGAUAAUAAUAGAUCACAUGCAUUCAUCGAAAACAUUUACGAAACACAGCAGCAACUCAAUGAUAUUAUGCAUGAAGAAAAAUCUAAUCAUCAACUUUUUGAUCUUGAAAAGGGUACCAUUUUUCGAUGUCAUCUUGUUUAUUACAAACAAAUCUCUUCAAAUCAUCUUAUUUCUGACCAAGAUGUAGUCAUUUUCAAUUUUCAUCAUGCUUUAUUUGACUUUUCAUCAAUGAAUAUCUUUCUUCAUGAUCUCAAUCAAGCAUAUACAACAGGUCAAUUAUUAUAUGAUGACAACACUAAUCUUCGUUAUCUCGACUAUGCUGUUAUUGAACAACAAAUGUCAAUGACUGGUGCAAGUAUGUUUUGGCUUGAUGUUCUUCAUGAUUCUAAGCUUGAUCAACCUUUGUCAUUACCAUUCGAUCGAUAUCGUCUAGCAAAUGAACAUCAAACUGGUCGUGGAACAUCUAUUUCAUUUGAUUUUGGUCAAGAUCUCUCACAUGACUUCGUUACACAUGCAUCAUCAAACAACAUAUCACUUCAACAUCUCACAUUUGCUAUUUAUUUCAUCUUUCUAUUUAAAUUAACUAAUGGGCAAACAGAUUUAUGUCUGGCUAUGAACAUCAAUAAUAAUCGAUAUAGAGAUGAACUCAAAUCAAUCAUUGGAUUAUUUGAGAAUGUCAUUCCAUUACGAUGUCAGUUAGAUCCUCAUUGGUGGUUUCAUCAACUACACAAACAUAUUCAAGAUAUAACAACAAAGAGUAUGAAAUAUUCAUAUUUUCCUCUUCAACGUAUUCUUGAUCAACAUCCAUAUAUUUCAAAACAUGCAUUUUUGGAUACAUCCCUGGAAUUUAUAUCAUACAAGAAUAAUACUAUAGUAAUGAUUGGUGAUUCUCAACUUCUUCCAGGAUCUGUCUUAUUCAAUAUUAAUGAAGAUGAAAUACUAAGUGCAUCCGACUUCUCUCUUGCUAUUUAUCAUGAUUUGAACAUGAAUCAACUAUCAUGUACAAUCAAUGCAUCACUUGACUUAUUCAAUAGAGACACAAUCGAGAAGGUUUCACAACGAUUUCAUUUCAUCUUAAAUCAAUUAUCUGCAUCUGUUAUUGACAACCAAAUAAACAAACCUCUCUGUGAAUUAUCAUUAGUAUUAUCAAAUGAACAAUAUCUAAUGCAAUCAUUGAAUAGCACACAAAUAUCAUUUUCAUCAUUUCCUCUCACUUGUAUUCAUCAUGAGUUUGUAUAUCAAGUAAUGCAACAUCCACAAAAACUAGCAGUUGAGCUUGAUGAACAAUCUGUAACAUAUGGUGAACUUUUAUAUUAUGUCCAAGUAUUAUCUCUACACCUUAUAAAUAAAUAUGGUGUUGUUCCAGGUGAAAUAGUUUGUCAAUGUGUUGAGCGAAGUUUGUCAAUGGUGAUCGGUAUAAUGGGAAUCGAAAUGGCUGGUGGUGUUUAUUGUCCGUUGUCACCUCGAGAUCCACAACAUCGUUUGCAUGCACUCAUGGAGCAAACUGAAAGCCAUCUAGUUCUUGUUCAUCAUUUAACAAAAACUAAAUUCGGUAGUAGUUUUAUUUUGUUUGACAUUAGCUUGGUUUUGUCUAGCAGCAAUGCAAAUAGAGAAAAUGAUGUUAGUGGACUGGAAAAUAUAUCAAUUACACCUGAUCAUAUAGCUUAUAUCAUUUUCACAAGUGGUUCGACUGGAGCACCAAAAGCGAUUCAAAUUCGACAUCGAAAUAUUAGCCAGGAUAUGAAAUCUAUGGUUUUUAUUGAUGCAGUUAACAGCAAUGAUAUAGUUGCACAAACUGUACGUUGUUCAUUCGACGUUCAUCUUUUGGAGAUUAUAGGAACACUCAUACUUGGUGGAACAUUAGUUAUGUUUCGUCCCGAUGGAAUUUUAGAUCUUGAGUAUUUUAGUUCAGUAAUAAGAGAAAAACAGAUUACUUGUAUACAAGCUGUUCCAAGUCUAUUUCGAACCCUGUUCAGCUUUUUUGUAGAAACGUAUCAGUCAUUUCACAGCUUAUGUUUACGAUCUCUUUGUAUCAGCGGUGAAGCAUUCACUCCUGAUUUAAGUAAAGUGCUGGCAAGCUGUACAGCAGAAACAUGUCUCAUAUGGAAUAUAUAUGGUCCAGCAGAAACAAUAAACUCCACAUUCCAACGUGUUUAUCCAGCAGCAAAGAUAACAAUGAUUCCAAUCGGUUUACCAAUGCCAAACUAUCUAUGUCGCAUCUUGGACGCAUAUAUGCAGGCUGUUAUCAUUCGUGAAGAAGGCGAACUGUACCUUGGUGGAGUGGGUGUCUUUUCUGCUUAUCUUGGACGAGAUGACUUGACAGCAAAAGCUCUUAUUGAAAUAGAUGGUCAACUAUUUUAUCGAACAGGUGAUCUUGUCAGAAUGGGUCCUGAAGGUUUACUUUAUUAUAUUGGAAGAAAUGAUUAUCAAAUCAAACUACAUGGACAACGAAUUGAACUUGGUGAAAUCGAACAAUGUUUACUUCGAACAUCGAUUUCAGCUUCUGUUGUUAUCAAAUGGAAGGAUGAUCAUUUAGUUGCUUAUGUUCAAAGUUCUGAUAUUAAUGAACAGGAAUUGCGUGAACACUGUCAAUCACAUUUACCACCACAUAUGAAUCCAUCUCUCUUUGUUGUACUUGACAGAUUGCCAUUGAAUGCAAACGGUAAAAUAGAUCGAAAACUUCUUCCACCACCUAACUUUUCAUCGAUGUAUCUCACAAAUCAGGAUAAAUUAUUGUUACCAAUGAAUGAAAUUGAAAUCAUCAUUCAUCAUAUUUGGUGCGAUUUGAUAAUACAAAAACAAAUCUCAACUAACACAAAUAUCUUCACUCUUGGUGGUCAUUCACUUGUCAUUAUGCAACUCUUCCACCGAUAUAAAAAACAAUUUCACCUUGAGCCAAAUACUCUUUCUAUUACUGAUCUUUUUCAAUAUGCAACAAUUAUCCAACAUGCUCAACUUAUUCAGCAAAUCAAAAGUAUCAAGCACGGUAUUCAUGAUUAUCGGUGGCUUUCGUUACAUAUCAGUCAAGCCCCAGUAUCUUAUGCUCAAGAACGUAUUUUCUUAGAUGAACAAAUUCGAUUUUCAUCAACAAAUAAUAAUACUAACAUAUAUGUUAUUCCAUUAAUGUAUCGUGUUUCAUCUAUGAAUGAUCAUAUAUCUAUUUCACGAUUACAACAUGCAUUUCAAUCUAUCAUAAGAAAACAUCAAAUUCUUCGAACAUCACUUUAUCUUGAUAUGAAUGGUGUUAUUGUGCAAAAUUGUUUAGAUGUAAAUGCUAUUAUUAAUGAUAAGAAAUCAUCUAGAUUUUCGAUGAUUAAUCUUCCUGAUGAAGAACAUGAACAGAAUGAAACUGUAAAGAAGAUUUUAAAUAAAUCUGAUUUGUUUGAUUUAUCGAAAGGACAUGCUAUUAAUUGUCAUAUUCUUCGUCAAGAUCAAUCAAAUCAUUUAUUCACUCAGAAUAAUGAUCUAUUGACUAAAGACGAUCUGAUAUUAUUUACUAUUCAUCAUACUUGCUUUGAUGGAGCAUCGACAUCAAUCUUCAUUCAUGAUCUUUCUGUUGCUUAUCAAUCUAAUGAGUUGCUACCUAUAGAUGAUAAUUCAUUACAAUAUAUUGACUAUUCGAUUCAUGAAUAUAUAAUGGAUAUGACAUUAUCUCAAGAAUUUUGGUUAUUAGAACUCAAAGGACAUAAUCUUACGCGCCAGUUAUCAUUGUCUGUUGACCGACAACGUUCAUCAAUCAAUCAACAACGAUCAGGUUUAGCUUCUACAGCUCAAAUCACGUUUGAUGAUGAAAUAUGUACGUCCUUUCUCACCUAUGCAUCAUCGCAUCAUCUCACACUCUUUCAACUUGGAUUAUCCAUAUUUUAUGUCUUCCUAUUCAAAUUAGCUCAUGGUGAGAGCGAUUUAUGUAUUUCUACUAUCAAUGCUAAUCGAUAUCGAAGUGAAUUAGUGAAUAUGAUAGGAAUGUUUGUUUCAACAUUACCAUAUCGUGCUGAGCUUGAUCCUCAUUGGUCAUUUGAGAAAGUAGUUAAAUAUGUACAAGAAAAAUGUUUAUCAAUUCUUGAACAUUCUCAUUAUCCACUUCAAUAUAUUCUUGCUGAUUUACAUGUCACUAAAUCAAAUAUAUCAUUUCUUGAAACAAUGUUUGAUUUUAUCACUAUAUCAAAAGAGGUAGAUGAUUUAUGUUUGAAUGGUGUCAAUCUAGAACAAGUAUCGUUAAAUCAAUCAUAUGAAAUGGCUAAAUUUGACUUCUCAUUGAAAUUUGUACACAAUCCAUCAUCAGAUGGUAAUCAGCUGUCUUGUUCUUUUGUUGGUUCAAGUGAACUGUUUGAUAAAGUAACAAUGACACAAAUGACUCAAAGACUUUAUUAUGUUUUUGAGCAAAUUUUUUGUUGCAAAUCAAAGAAUACUUUAAUAACUGGAUGUAACACACCGAUCAACAAACUUACUCUUAUUUUACAAGAAGAAACCGAAGAAAUACACUCAAUAACGUUUCAUAAAUUGAAGAAUAUUGUUAAUGAAGCACCUGCGUCCUUUGCACAACAUCGAAUAUGGUCAGAAAAUCAAAGAGAUGUCAAUACUGAUCAGUCAACUUUAACGACCCAUAAUAUGCCAUUCUUCUAUCGUCUCUACACAGGAGAUAUUUUAUCUGUAAAACAACUUCGUCAUGCUCU
Messenger RNA from Adineta steineri, 8234 nucleotides. NCBI's taxonomy places the organism in Eukaryota, Metazoa, Rotifera, Eurotatoria, Adinetida, Adinetidae. The record is from the annotation of a GenBank genome assembly.